ACCAUGAAUACCAUCGCUCUGCCUUUGCCAUGGCCGUGAAGCAAUGUCCUCCUUAGUCAGUGCGGUGCUGCCGAGUUCCGGGAACUGGAACACCUUGCAGCGCUCGCAGCUGGACGUGCUCCAGACUUUGGUGAAGAAGCACAUCGAGGACCCGGCCCUCACAGAAAUCGCCAGCGGCAAUGACUUCGCAAUCACGUCCACAGAGCGCGGAGUUCCGCGCUAUGAGCACUCUCACCUUGUAGCUGCGCUCGACGUCCUGCUGGAAUACCAGAGAAACCGGAAGACCACUUACUUCACCAUGAUGGGCACCAGAGCACAGACGAGUAUCGGCACCUACCGCCACGAUCCCCGCACGCGACUCAUCGAGCUGCUGAAGCGCUGGCUGCGGACACAUGCGGCCAACCCGAAUAUCAGCGAGGAAGAGGUGCGGCGAUUGUGUGGUCUUUGCCGAGAUUUGUUGAACUACCCCAACCUUUUCCCUUCUCGCAACAAGACCAGCUUCAUGCACGCACUCAGCGAAGUCUAUGAGCACUUGGAGCUGCAGUUGCGGCAAGUCUUGGAGAGGGACCGCACCUGCGCCGAGCUGGCUGCACGUUGCCUCUCGCUUAGUCGGAAUCUCGUGUCGGAUGCGAUCGCCUUUCUUCUUUUGGGCGCCACGCAUCUCACACAGACGGACAGCCUGCCAUCCCUGGAAGUCGUCGUGCUUUGGCAAUCCCUGCCAGCGCGUGGAAACCCAUUGCCCAGCCGGGCUGACCCACAACUGCAGAAGACGAUGCAGGAUGCCUGGCAGACGCUGGUGGGCUCCUUGAUCACUGCGCUGCUUAGCCUCCGCUGGACCUUCCACCUCUUUGCGGGGGUUGGCACUGAGGAGGAGCUGAAGACGCUCACGGACGCACCAGGUUCUCCAGCCAGCUUGGCCGCAGACAAGCCAGCGGAGAACGCCAUGGCGCUGAUCAAGCGUGUUCGGGAGGAGUUCGAGGCGGGUCGCCUGAAGAGCAGCGGUCUGGCCGGACCCUUCCGAGAGCCUUUGCAGCAGGAGAGUCGGGAGCAGAUGCUCUUGGCCGUCGAGGCGCUCUUUGACCUCCUCUACCUCCAGGGCGAGGUUUUAUCGCACUUCCACCGCAUCAGCGACAGCCUGGGCGACUAUGGCAUGAUUCGGGUGUCUUCUUGGCUGCAUCCUUGUUUGGACUCGGUGAUUGAGAAGGUGCAGCGGCUGCAGACCUGCCUCAAAGGUCUCAACAAGUCGGUGGACUCCGAGCUGAUCAUCGCCAAGGCCCGCGGCAGGGCACUCAAGAAGCCCUUGCCCACAGAGCGAAUGUCGGCUCGUGCCCAUGCCGCCAUGGAGCGUGCCCUUGUGGGCCCAGAUUGCCAUUUGGUGGCCCUGAUGCAGAGCCUCGAGGAGUUGAAGGCUCGCAGCUCCCCGGAGCGCUUGCCCCACGUGGUGGAGGGCCUGGGUGACGCCUGUAUGCAGCUGCAGAACGUCCUUACCUCCUCCCAGUUCCGUGCUCGAGUGGGUGACACGUUCCCACACCACUUGCCUUCCCUGGCGAAUCUCUCUAGGGCCAACUCCAGACCUGCCACGCUGCGGCUGUCAGACGAGGAGACAAUGGGCGACUACAGCGAGCCGGAGGAGGAGAAAGAGGCAUGCGCCUCGAGGGCCAUUUGCCUGCCGUCAGCGGGGACCGCAAAGGCAAAAGCCGAGGAGGACAGCCCUGCGCACUCCUCGAUGCACUCAGCCUGCUUCUACCUUUUUGGGCAGGCAGAGGCGUCUGCCCGCAGGAGGAGCGGCAGUUUGCCCGCGGCGGUGCGGGCCACGUUCAACUCCUUGCGGCAAAAGACCAGCUGGGAGCUGAAGGAGCCAUCCUCAUCCUCGCUUCCGGCACCUGCCACAACGAAGUCAACGACUGCACCCGCCCCGUCACCAGCUUCGCAAACGUCGACACCGGCAGAGUUGGUGACCGAGCUGCCAGCAGAUGGAUGGAUCUCCCACGUUCGCAACGGAGGCCGCGUUUCCUGGCACCAUACCUCGUUGGGACCUGCGCCCUGGGAACGACCCGCAGCACGACCUGAAGACACGCGAGACGAGCUCUUCGGGGCCAAGGCCUGCAUGGAGGCGAGUCCUGUCAGCUACCCCUUCGACGACAGCUCCAUGAGAAGUAUCACCUCACCUCAGCGGCGUGACACCAACCCGUUUUCCGACGCUCUGGCGGAAGAAGCGGAGCAAACCAAUCCUUUUCCAGAUGCCGACCAACAUGAUCAGCAAGGUGAGAUCUUUGCAGCGUGCAAGGACAAAAGCAAGCCUUCGCCGGUGAGCCGGGCUACAGAAGGUGCGCGCGCGGAGCCGCUCAGCUUCGGCCUGCCGCGCGAAGCCGGCAUGACUCCAUCUACCGCAUCGCGGACGCAGUCGCCGGCUGUGCUGGAGCCUGAGGCGCCCGCUACGCUGCUCUCACGGCCUCAAGAAGGUCAGCGCAAAGAGGUUCCCUCGACUUCGGCAGAUCCGGCCAGUUCAGCAGCCUCCUUUUUGCAGCGGGGCUGCUUGCGUGCAGAGGUGCAGCGCCUCACCACUAGCGUGCAGGGCUGGAAGUUUCAUGACAGCCGCAGCUUGCUGAUCACUGGCAGCCAGUUGCUCAUUUACGACAAGGGCUCUGCGGACCAAGUCAAGACGGUAGUGGACAUCAGCGCCGGUGAAGUGGAGAGAUGUAACCUUCUCUACGAUGGCGUGCUAUCGCUGGAAGUGCGGCGGAAGAGACGCCGCUCGUUGGCAUGGGCGGCGGGCUCUUCGUUUUCUUUCUUUUACAGAGGUCGAGCCUGACUCGCUGGACACCACGAAGAGGAGGAGACGGCGACGCAGAGAAAAAGCUGUACUUCUUCAAGUUCGAGCCACAAGAGCUUGCUCAACAGUUCAGUGAAGUCAUCUCCAGCUUGCGCCCAGCCGGCCGAGAGUGAGCAGCGGCCAAAAAUGCGCCAAGGGGAUACCAAGAGGGCUUCGGAAGUUGCA
Molecule: messenger RNA, 2998 nt
Organism: Effrenium voratum
Lineage: Eukaryota; Dinophyceae; Suessiales; Symbiodiniaceae
Source: the annotation of a GenBank genome assembly